AUGGCGCUCGCGGCCGAGACAAAGCGCAUUGUUGCGCAAUUCGAGUAUUCGGAUACUGAUGUCAACAUUGGCGUCAAGGAGUUCCUCCGCCAGAUUGAGCAACGAAGCUCAAUUGAGGUUUGGGCCCCCGCCGACUUCAUGAUCGACAAGUUGCUGAUCGUCGUUUUCCUUGUAGACGAAGGAUUGGAGAAGUCCGGCACCAGCAUGAGCCAGAUCCCGACCUAUGUUACGGCUGUCCCCAAUGGCACAGAAAAGGGCCUGUACCUAGCUGUGGAUCUGGGAGGCACGAACCUGCGCGUCUGCUCGGUUCGCCUCAAUGGCGACAAUUCGUUUAGUCUUACAUAUAGCAAAGCUGCCGUCCCAAAGGAAUUGAUGGUGGCGAAGACAGCCAAGGAGCUGUUCCGGUUCAUUGCGCAGCACAUUGACAGCUUCAUCAAGGAGCACCACUACGACCACUACGAGCAUCAUGUUCGCCGCCGCGAGACAAUGAGCAACCCCGAGGGCUACCGCGACGAGCACAUCUUCCGCCUUGGCUUUACAUUCAGCUUCCCCGUUGAGCAAGUGGGCAUUAACAAGGGCUUCUUGAUUCGAUGGACCAAAGGCUUCGACAUUCCCGACGCCAUUGGUAAGGAUGUUUGUGCUCUUCUACAGGAGGAGAUUGAUCUCCUGCACCUGCCCGUAAAGGUGGCCGCUCUCGUCAACGACACCGUGGGCACGCUCAUGGCGCGUUCCUACACCAGCCCCGGAAAGACGGGGGCUCUUUUGGGCGCCAUCUUCGGCACGGGCACGAACGGCGCGUACAUUGAGAAGCUCAGCAAAAUCAAGAAGAAGCUGGAGGGCGAAUACGACGAGUCGACGGGCGAGAUGGUGCUCAACACGGAGUGGGGUUCGUUUGACAACCAGUUAAAUGUGCUCCCCAAUACUACGUUUGACAUUAAGCUCGACUCCGAGAGCGUCAAUCCUGGCAUCCAGAUGUUCGAGAAGCGCGUGUCGGGCAUGUUCCUGGGUGAGAUCCUUCGCAUUGUGCUUGUGUCAUUGCUUCAAGAUAAGUCGGUGCAGCUGUUCCACGACGACAAUUCGAACCAUAACGAUUGGAAGUCGACGACAACCAUCGCACCCGAUUCGGGCAUCUUUAAGAAGUGGGGCCUGGACAGUGCGAUCAUGUCGGUGGCGGCGCUGGACAACACGCCGGACCUGGGCACGCUUCGACAGGAGUUGGAUACGCAACUGGACGUGUACUCGCCAUCAAUGGAGGAUGCGCAGGCGGUUAAGGCGAUUGCGGAUGCAAUCGGCCGUCGUGCGGCGCGGCUUUCGGCGGUGGCGGUGGGUGGUAUUGUGCUGCAGUCGGGCCUACUGGCGGAUCCUACUUACGGUGAUGAGCCGAUUGACAUUGGCGUGGACGGCAGCCUGGUCGAGCACUAUCCGCACUUCCGCACGAUGAUUUACGAUGCGCUCAAGGCGAUUGAUGGGAUUGGCGAGAAGGGCGCUGAGCGGAUCCGGAUUGGAAUUGCCAAGGACGGAUCCGGCGUGGGUGCGGCGCUGAUUGCGCUGGUAGCGGCGUCGAUGGAGAAGAAGCAGCCGACGGCGGCGGAGUCGCUGAAGCAGGUGCGCGACGAGGCGCUCCUGCAGAACUCGGGACGGCAGCUGUCGGCGGUCAACGAGGUGCCCGAGCUGACCACGCCCAACGAGGAGGCCAUUGACGCAUAA
Sporothrix brasiliensis 5110 is the source of this 1707-nucleotide messenger RNA. Its product is annotated as hexokinase. Bases 1 to 1707 code for a protein of 568 amino acids. Gene Ontology annotation, biological process: glycolytic process; intracellular glucose homeostasis; glucose 6-phosphate metabolic process. Gene Ontology annotation, molecular function: ATP binding; D-glucose binding; fructokinase activity. The transcript has 3 exons. The record is from RefSeq and is a predicted model, not a curated record. Lineage: Eukaryota; Fungi; Ascomycota; Sordariomycetes; Ophiostomatales; Ophiostomataceae. Gene Ontology annotation, cellular component: cytosol; mitochondrion.